AUGGGUACAGAAAUACAGCACAAAAAGGAUACAAAUCUUUCCACAAAAAAGGACGCAAAAGUCCCCCCGAAUCAAGACGCACAAGCCAUCCAAAGGGCCCACGCACAGGACCCUCAAAGUGCAGACACAGAAUCCUCCCCAAAGGAGAACACACUUGCCACCCAAAAGGCCCACACAAAGGAUGGCCUCGUAAAGAGGUUAAUCAAGAGCAAACAGUGGAACGUAUGGCUUAAGGAGAGGACUGAGCUUAUAGAAAAGAGGAGAGCCGCGUAUCCCAGCAUGGUGAAAGAUGUGCAAUACCUGGAGCGAGGGAAACAGAAAUCACUAAAUGGUUCAUUGGUCAGUUGCUUAAUUUUUGAAUUUCUCUCUUGGAUAUUCUCCUAA
Molecule: messenger RNA, 384 nt
Organism: Plasmodium inui San Antonio 1
Lineage: Eukaryota; Apicomplexa; Aconoidasida; Haemosporida; Plasmodiidae
Exons: 2
Coding region: 1-384 (127 amino acids)
Source: RefSeq, a predicted model, not a curated record